This is a messenger RNA of Daucus carota subsp. sativus, 1380 nucleotides long. RefSeq names its product probable prolyl 4-hydroxylase 7. NCBI's taxonomy places the organism in Eukaryota, Viridiplantae, Streptophyta, Magnoliopsida, Apiales, Apiaceae. Gene Ontology annotation, molecular function: iron ion binding; L-ascorbic acid binding; procollagen-proline 4-dioxygenase activity. The transcript is spliced from 8 exons. Gene Ontology annotation, cellular component: endoplasmic reticulum. The record is from RefSeq and is a predicted model, not a curated record. Bases 213 to 1154 code for a protein of 313 amino acids. Gene Ontology annotation, biological process: peptidyl-proline hydroxylation to 4-hydroxy-L-proline.
GAAACCAAUGAGCGGCCCUUUGGUUACAACUUUAAUUUCUCACACCAGAAGUGCAAGAAAAUCAAGAAAAUCACCGAGGGAAAGAAGAUGCCCAGUUUUGCACACAGUUCCGCUCGCUCUUCUACUCUAUAUAUGCACACAACUUGCAUCUCUCUCACCAAUCCAUCCUUGUUUCAUCUAAACCAACAACAUACUUUAAUUCAGACAUCUCCAUGAAUUUCCUCUUCUCUUUCAUUUUCUUGAUCCUUUUCCCUCAUUUUUCAAACUCAGCUCUUCACUCUUCCGGACAAAACAUAAUGCCAAGAGGGUCGGUGCUUAAAUUGACAACUGAUGCUGUUUCUGCUACUUUUGAUCCUACCAGAGUUACCCAACUUUCAUGGCGACCCAGGGCGUUUAUAUACAGAAAUUUUUUGUCGGAUGAGGAGUGUGAUCAUCUUAUUGCUCUGGCAAAAGAUAAGCUCGAAAAGUCCAUGGUUGCUGACAAUGAAUCGGGUAAGAGUAUAGAGAGUGAGGUCCGGACCAGCUCAGGCAUGUUUCUGAACAGAGCACAGGAUGAAGUAGUUGCUGCCAUUGAGGUCAGAAUUGCUGCCUGGACAUUCCUUCCUCCAGAAAAUGGGGAGUCUAUUCAAGUACUGCAUUACGAGCAUGGCCAAAAGUAUGAACCGCAUUUUGAUUAUUUUCAAGACAAGGUCAAUCAAGAAUUGGGUGGCCACAGGGUUGCAACAGUGCUUAUGUAUCUAUCUAAUGUUGACAAAGGUGGAGAAACAGUUUUUCCAAACUCAGAGGAGAAAGACUCUCAGCUGAAGACAGAUGACAUGUCUGAUUGCGCGAAAAAAGGUUAUUCAGUGAAACCAAGGAAGGGAGAUGCUCUGCUCUUCUAUAGUCUUCAUCCUGAUGCAACUACUGAUCCACUGAGCUUGCAUGGGAGCUGCCCUGUGAUUGAGGGUGAAAAGUGGUCUGCAACCAAAUGGAUUCAUGUGAGGUCGUUUGAGAGAGCAGUUAAAAACAAACCAAGUGGAGACUGCUCGGAUGAGAAUGAGAACUGUGCCCAGUGGGCUGCUGCAGGUGAAUGUAAUAACAAUCCUCUUUAUAUGGUUGGUUCCAGGGACAAGCUUGGUUUUUGUAGGAAGAGUUGCAAGGUUUGCUCUUCAUAAGAAUCUUUUACCAAUAUAUAUGUAGCCCAACCUCCUUUUCUUAUUAAUGCAAGCUAGUUCACAAGUACAGAUGUAGGUGCAACUCAAGUAGAAGCAAACACUUUAGAAGUUUAAGGAGGUUUUGUCAUGUCUGCAAGCCUCUUGGGGUAUAUUUAGUUAUAGCUGAUAAAGAAAUAUGUACAUAAUAUAGUGACAAAUUAUAUUUAUAUAAAUUUCGUGUUGGUUA